Molecule: messenger RNA, 429 nt
Organism: Ambispora gerdemannii
Lineage: Eukaryota; Fungi; Glomeromycota; Glomeromycetes; Archaeosporales; Ambisporaceae
Source: the annotation of a GenBank genome assembly
AUGAAGGAAGCAAUUAAAGAUGGUUAUGGUGAACCAUUGGCAUGGUUUGGACCUAGUUAUGAAUCUCCAAAGAGAUAUGAGAUUUUUACUACUGAUGGCAAUAUUAAAUUAAACUGUUCUAGAUACAUUAUACAUAAUACUAGUAGCGAUAUAUCUGAAUUAGGAGAAGAUACUUAUUCUAAAGUAAUUUCAAUAAAAUUACUUACUAAAGGAGAAUAUAGAAGCAUAGACAUUGAAUUAUUAGGAAUUAGAGAAACUUUCCAGCAAUUGAAAAAGAACUAUAUCUUAGCUGUGCCUAGUUUAGUAAAACUAUUAAAUGAGGUUGAAGUUUUAAAAAAUGGUGAAGAAAGUCAGAUAAUAAUUGGUGGAGGGGAUGUCAAAAAUGAGGAAUAUCAGGUGCAAGUUGAAGUGUCAACAAACAAAAACUAA